This is a messenger RNA of Coccidioides immitis RS, 1127 nucleotides long. Its product is annotated as PHD finger-like domain-containing protein 5B. Bases 54 to 386 code for a protein of 110 amino acids. Gene Ontology annotation, cellular component: U2 snRNP; precatalytic spliceosome; catalytic step 2 spliceosome. NCBI's taxonomy places the organism in Eukaryota, Fungi, Ascomycota, Eurotiomycetes, Onygenales, Onygenaceae. The record is from RefSeq and is a predicted model, not a curated record. Gene Ontology annotation, biological process: mRNA splicing, via spliceosome. The transcript is spliced from 2 exons.
CUAUUCUUGCCGCGCAAUCUUAGUUGAAACGGAAAAAUCAACUCUGAAUCACAAUGUCUCGCCAUCAUCCCGAUCUCGUAAUGUGCCGCAAGCAGACCGGCAUCUCUAUCGGCCGCCUCUGUGACAAAUGCGACGGCAAAUGUCCCGUUUGCGACUCCUACGUCCGGCCCACGACUCUCGUCCGCGUCUGUGACGAAUGUUCCUUCGGAAACUACCAAAACAAGUGCAUCGUGUGCGGAGGCGAGGGAAUCAGUGAUGCCUUCUACUGCUUUGAGUGUACGAGGCUGGAAAAAGACCGAGACGGGUGUCCGAAGAUUAUAAACCUGGGAAGUUCGAGGACAGACUUGUUCUUCCAGAGGAAGCAGCAUCGAUCGACGGCGAUGUGACCUGACGCCUCCUCCCGUUUGCUCAUUUAAGCCUGUGGCGGCUGGGCUUCUAUCAAUCGAACUACACGCAUCGUCGAAAACGGGAAAGAGGAAAGAUCUUAACAGUUUGGUUUACACCGAAGAUGCUCCGUGCCUCCUGUUCCAGAUCUCAAAUGGAGAUGAAGAGAAAUUAUGAAAGAUCUAACUCUGAAGGGUGGGAUAGAGCUAUCUAUGGGUGAGACAUAGAAACACUAUAGGGAAAGCACUAUCGAAAACGGGUGGAAUUUGCGCUUCUUCGAUCACCUUAUCAUGAUCACCGCCCCGGUCUCCUUGGUCUUGCAAAGCCUCUCUGAGGCCCAUCUUCUUUUCGGGGACUGAUUUCUUCCUCCAAUCGUGUCUGGGUGAUCUCGUCAGGGGAAGAUGCCUCAAUCUGUCAUUAUGGCUAUAUCAACCCUGUGCCUCAGCCACCUUCAACGUUCCUCUGCGACAGCUAGCGUAGAGCAUACGUUCCUUGAUAGCCGACGUCGAAGGACAAGUAUAGACGAAGACCAGCGCGGAUGUGGUGGGAUACCGGUAGAACGUGUACUGGGGUUUCGAGUCUGGUAUUAGGCUAGAGAGUGAUCCGGGAGAAACGUUUGAUUCGGUGGAGAGAAGCGUGAGGGUUUCAUUAGGAAUAUCAAUACCCUUUUAAAUCGGUUUAGCGAAUAUACGUAGCACACUAGAUUGUGUUUUAGCACAAUGGAACGGAAAAGCAGCCUUACC